Messenger RNA from Achroia grisella, 729 nucleotides. Its product is annotated as helix-loop-helix protein delilah-like. Gene Ontology annotation, molecular function: protein dimerization activity. Lineage: Eukaryota; Metazoa; Arthropoda; Insecta; Lepidoptera; Pyralidae. The record is from RefSeq and is a predicted model, not a curated record.
AUGAACGAAACGGGGCAAGUGGGCGGAGUGAGCGUAUUUUUCAAGCGGAAUUCGUGCGCGGGCGGCUUCGUCGCGUGGGGCAGCUUGCGGUCACAGCACUCCAUGCCCGAGCACGACAAGUACCAGCUGCGUCCGCGCGCAGCGCGCAGCCGCGAGCCGCGUGCGCGCCGCACGCCCCAGCCACUCAGCAAGUACAGAAGAAAAACAGCAAACGCGCGUGAAAGAAGUCGAAUGCGCGAAAUCAAUCGUGCCUUCGAAGCUCUACGUCGGGCAGUGCCGGCCUCAGCCAUCACAGGCACCCCCGUACCCUGCGAGAAACUUACCAAGAUCACAACUCUUCGUCUCGCUAUGCGCUACAUAUCAGCACUCUCGGCUACAUUAAGAGAUUCAAGCCCAGAAAGCGACUCUACACAAAGGCCAGAACGUUGGCCCUCGCCGUUCUGUUCUGAUCUAUCUGAAUUCUCUGCAGAAUUAGAGGCUGAGAACACAUCAGAGUUCGCUGAGGAUUCUCUUUCGCCAUUCGAUUCUUUCUUCGCUGAAUUCGACUAUGAAUACAUAGACAGGACUUUUGCGUGACAUAGUGAAGUGAAUUGUGUUGUCGUUACUGGACCUUAUAAUUAGGUAUUUGUAAUUCUAUCUGCCAUAUUAUUAAUUAUUUAAGAUUAAUAUAUUUUAUGAAAUGUAAUUCGGUUUACUUUGUGUUUAAUAAAUUUUAUUGUUAUUGUUUUU